Messenger RNA from Rhincodon typus (whale shark), 5032 nucleotides. RefSeq names its product oxidative stress responsive serine-rich 1 (gene oser1). Lineage: Eukaryota; Metazoa; Chordata; Chondrichthyes; Orectolobiformes; Rhincodontidae. The transcript has 5 exons. Gene Ontology annotation, biological process: cellular response to hydrogen peroxide. The record is from RefSeq and is a predicted model, not a curated record. The coding region runs from base 694 to 1596 and encodes 300 amino acids.
GCGCGCGCUGGCCUGCGGCGCGCUAUUGGAAGAGGUCGGGGGGGGGGCGCGUCCGUCCGUGCGUGCGCGCUCUCGCGAGCUGUCCGUUUAAAUGUAAACAAGAGGCGUCGGGCGAAACGCACGCGAGAAAGGGAGGGGGGAAGGAAAGGGAAAAAAAAACCCCUUCCGACCAUUAACUCCUUGAACCCGGGGUGGUAGCUGCCAUUUCUUUCAUCCCCUCUGCACCUCUUUCGAUACGUCGUCCGGUCUUUCGAAAGCAGCAGUGGUGCGUGUUUUCGUCUUGGCGCUAUUUGUGCGAGGGGGGAGGGCGGGGAAGGAACGGCGCGGGGCCUAGGCCUCAGGCUCCGGUCUGUUCUUCACGCUGUUCCCGCUCUGAGCGAGCGAGGGGGAGGGAGGUUUAAAAAAAAAACAAACCCGCCGUCAUCCCGCGGCCCAGCCCUUUGGAUCCCCGCUGCUGAUUCAGGCCAGCCUCCACCAUCUACACACACACACAUGCACUCUCCACCAUCACCACCUGCUUGAUCAGAGGAGACGAAAGAAGGAAAACUAGUCAGUGUUUCAGGAGGCUGCAUAGAAAAUGGAACUAAGAGACAGAGAGAGAUCAGGGACUUCGAGAAACUAAAAUGAGGGAAUUUCCAGUUGUUCAUUCAACUGUUUAAAGAUAGCAUCUACUCCUAGGCUUUUGCUCCAGUCAUGGAAUCGGAGAGCAAAGGUGGUGAGGAUGAAGAGAGCCUGCAGAUGGCGUUCAAAAAACUUAAAGUGGACUCUGAGCAUGCCGGACCUGCAUCAGUCCGUGUAAAUCCUGAAACAACAACUUCAAGGACAUCUGUACGAGGCAGUCCUGAUGGAGCUAAACCUAGGACAACAUGUACUUCCAAAGAAAGCUGGCAUGGUUCAACUAGAAAGCCAGCUCGAGGGGCUAUCCGAACACAGCGAAGACGACGUUCCAAAUCACCAAUUCUUCAUCCUCCUAAAUUUGCCUAUUGUAGUUCUGCAGCUCCUGCAGCCAGUUGUCAGGUUAAACAUAGCAACAAAACAGAGGCCUACCAGGGCCUUGCUGUCAAAACUCCAAAAGAGUGCUGCAAAGCCGGACAGCCUGAAGAUGUGUUCGGUGCUAAAGUUCCCACCGUCUUCACCUUAGAAUCAUCAGAAGACACUGCUGGAAAUGAUGCUGAAUCUGGCAGCAGCUCCCCUCUUGAUUUUCCAAAACUGGCAUCCGCAACAGCCCUGGAGUUGAGCCAGCCAACCUCUGAUUUCCAGUCCCUGUCAAAGCUUCACCAGACCAACCCAUGCUGCUGCUCACAAAAGGAGAAAUGCUGUUGCAAACGAUGGCAAGAUGUUGAGGUAUACUCCUUCACUGGGCUUCGCAGUGUCAUAUCGGAAUGUGAGAGAGGCGUGGCUGAGGCCCGCCAGCACACGUCACCUUGCAGAAGAACUCAGACAGGCUCUGGGGUCUCGGGUUCCCCGCGUUCCUGCUCUGAGGAGGCCAGGACAUUUGUUGAAGACAUCACAAUUGAAGAUCUUUCGGGAUAUAUGGAAUAUUACCUGUACAUUCCGAAGAAAAUGUCUCACAUGGCCGAAAUGAUGUACACCUAAGAAGGAUCCUCGAUGGCCAAUUUAUUUACGAACUAAUGUGACUGGAAUGAAAACAAACUGCAAGGAAUACUGGCUUAAAGGAAUUAUGCAAGACCUAAUUUUGAUUUGAGUUUUAUUUUUUGAAAUCACCCCCCCCACCCACCCACCCACCAUUUGUGUUGGCCCUUGAUGUAGUUUGGAGGUUUUGUGUAAGACACAAGUAAAAACAUGAAGCUGUUAGACUAACGUGUUUUUUUUUCUGAGGACACAGGCUUACGAUAUCUGAAAUUAAUUCUUGAUAUAAUAAUGUCAGCAUGCAUCCUGAUCAGCAAAAUUUAUUGCAUUCACACAUGACAUUCAGGGCAGAGAGAUGACCUUUUACCAAAAGGAAAGCGUAGUGGGGCUAGAGGUUUGCUGACUGCUUGCAGCCGGUCAACUAGGUGUAUAUUGUCCUACAACAAAAAAAAUAUUGUGACUUCCAUCGGUUUAGAAUUUUAAAGCUGCAUUGCUGUAUAAAUUUUUGUCUAUUGAUCUCAAAUGAAUUGUCUGUGUGACAGCUAUUUCUGAUGACUGAUUUUUCCGGUAAGUAUUAAAUCCAGCCUUGUGUCCUUCUCUCCUUUCUGAGCAGUAUGAAAUUUUAUUUUAGUUGAAAAGAGAGGUAUGGGGAUGAGUAUUGCCUUGUUCUAAAUUAUUUGCAGAAGUUGGGUCUCUUCAGUAGAUUAGACUCUAAACACAGCACCAUGUAAAAUAUAUGCACAAUUUCAGCAACUCAAGAACUAUAUCUGCCAUGUUUUUUAGGCAUGCAAAUCCAACAUUGCAGUUUCAAAAAAGCUGUUUUUGAUGAGAGGGUGCCAAAAAGACUGAAACUGCUUUGAUCCCAAGGUCCCCUGUUGUGGUAGGUUUUAUUUUUGCCCCUUCAAGAUGAUGGCAGAGGGUCACCUGUACCAUAUUGAAUAGAUGGCUUAAGGAAAAGAUUACCUGGGCUCUGAAUUUUAACACUGUAACAUGUCCUCUUUCGAGUGGUUCUAGUUCUUUAAAUCUGACCUAUUCUUGAGAUGAAUUAAACUGUUAUAAUAGCUAAAUUAAAAUCGCAGGUAAGUAUUUAAGUGCUGCCUUUUACCUGAGAAAUGGCUUGAAGUCUGAUCUUUAUUGAAAGUUGAAGACACUUGGACUCAUUCUCAUUUGCCCACCUUUUUGGGAGUGUAACGUGAAAUGAGGCUAAUUGACUUCUUUCUACAGUUUCUGCUAAAUGUUUAAGUUGUCUCCAAUAGUACCAGGGGAAUGGCUAUUAUCAGAAGAUGAAAAAUAUUACUGUUCAGUGGGCAACCAUUAUGGGGUGAGUUGAGUAAUAUUGGGGGCAGUGGAAAAGGAUUUUUGUCUUUUUUGGUUUCCUCUUUGUUCCUCGUUGCCCCACUACCACCUUGAGAUGUCAGGCUCUUGCUCAGCUUCAUGCCAAUUCCACUAUUAACUAUUAGGAGAAUGAUUUACCUAAACUUGUAUGGUAUACAAAACUGAGGACUAAAUGACUUAAGGGGUUAUAUACUCACGAUCUGCAUUAAUUAUACUGCACCUAUAUUUUGUGCUGUUAUUUAUAAAUACGUUUAUAGGGGUGCUAAUCCAUUUUGAGAUAAACCUUUGCUAGUAUCGGCUGUUCAUGAUAUCAGUGGCUGUGUUGAUGCUUGGCAGCAAUAGUGCUUUGUUUUGGGAGUUGUUACCAGGUGUUCAAUAUUGGAUAAAUACUAUAAAUUGCAAUUACCUGAUGCUGCCUCUGAUCUGAUCGAAUCCAAUCUGUACCCUCCAGAGCUUGAUUUUGCAGUUUUUCUACUCUGGUUAGGUUUUUUUUGAGUAGCACAGUAAAGGAGACCAAGGAAUAUUUGAGUCAUCUUGUCUGCUGAGUUAGGUGAUCUCUGUACCGCAGUGAGGUGUGUGCGUUUACACUCCUGGAUUAGAGAGAUGGGGGAGAAGUUUGAAUUAGUAAAAAUUUGAAGAAAGUGCAAUGCUGAAAAACUGAUCUAAUUUGGAAAAAGUAGUUUGCAUAUUUUGUCCACUCUAUUUGCAUUGUGACUCAUCACAGUUUGAGCUGAGUCUGUUAAAUUUGAUUGUUUCUAUUUUUCUGUUUUAAAGCUCUCCUUGAAGAGAGGAUAAACUGCACUAAUGUGUUCUAUUGAGUAUUACAGCCACCUCCUCAGUGGUAGUUCUCAAAGGUAAUGUUAAUCGUAGUAACAGUUUUGAAGUAGUCUGAGUACUCUGGAUCUGUAUGCCAUUUGUUGUCUUUCUUAGACUAAAAGAAUUUUGAAUUUGCAUCAUUUUGAAUUGACAGGUUGAACUUGGCUCUGAAAAGAUGGAAGACUUUGUGCCUCUAAAGCUCUGUUAACUUCAUGUUUUGGAAUAAAUUUCAGAUUUCUUUUAUUCAACUGCCUCUUGUUUGCUUUUAAUUGGAGUGGUGACUUGAUAGAGAUCCUUGGCCUUUGUCUCCUCAGGCUGAGGUUCCUGGUGCAGUGCUAGCUGUGGUUAGAGCACUUUAUUGGAUGAAGCUUCUUUACAGUAGUGGAAAAUUGUAAAGUAAUGCAGCUUUAAUUUUGUAAACACCCCUAGGUGUGGGUAUCACCCACAAGCUUGGCACAUAAUUUCCAGCUCUUAUUUCCCUGAAAAGGCUGCAAGGUGGUCUGCAACCAAGUGAGGGUCAUUUCACAAAGCAGUUCACAGUCAACUGGAGUGUAGCCAUUUUUGAGUUCUAAGUUGUAACUUUAUCUCUCUAAUAGUAUUUGUAACUUACACAAGCUUGCCACCUAUUAAUGGUUGUGCCCUUUUUGUUUUGCCCAGCUUUAUCCUCUUCCGUCUGGAUGCAAUUGAUUAUUAAAAAUAAAACAUCAUUUAAACAUAUUGCUAAUCAUAUUGAAAAGUUGCUGUAAGGUUGCAAGCUAAAUUAAAACAAAGGUGUUGACCGGGUCGGUGGCAGAGAGUGCAUUUGAGUUUUAAAUGCAUCAGUCAUACGGUGAUGAAGGCAGUAGUUUCUUCUAGAAAAAAUAAAAUUCCCUCUUGAAAAUGUAUUUCAACUUUGUAUAAUAUUUUUAAUGAUUUGUGCUACCUAAACCUGCAAUCCAUUGAAAUUUAGGAACUGCUUCCCUUCUUGCUGUGUAUUUCAAAGAUUUGCAGUGCUAAUCGUUUCCAACCCCAGGUGAUGCUGUUAGCAACGUGUUUGCAUUAUACACAGCUUACUAUUUUCACUUCCUAAAUAAGGUGGGGUGCUCUCAAAGCUGAUUUCAGAAGCUACUUUUUCAGAAGUGCAGUAUAACUCCAAGUUCCCAUUUUGAGAAACUUGUGAGAAUUCUCUUGACAGAGCUGUUAUGGAUUGAUGUGUAAAGUGUUCAUGGUGUAGAUUGCAGCAUGACAUCCUCUGAACUGUACAAAAUGUGUAAUAUUACCUGAACCAUAAAAUAUGCUGCUUAUUGUUCAA